CCGGCGGCCGAGCCGCUGCGUUACCGCGGCUCCCGCCGGGCGCCGGGGCCCUCCCCGCGGGCCGCCUCCCCCCCUCCCGCCCCGCCCGCGGCUCGGCCGCCGGCCGCCCCGGCGGGGUCGCGGGCAGCGCUGGCCCUCGUCACCCUCCUCAGCUUCGCCUCCCGCUUCCACCGCCUGCCGGAGCCGCCGCACGUCUGUUGGGAUGAAACCCAUUUUGGGAAGAUGGGAAGUUACUACAUUAAUCGGACCUUCUUCUUUGAUGUCCACCCUCCUCUGGGGAAGAUGCUGAUUGGACUUGCUGGCUACCUUAGUGGAUAUGAUGGCACCUUUCCGUUCCAAAAGCCAGGGGACAGAUACGAACAGCACAACUACAUGGGAAUGAGAGGGUUCUGCGCAUUCCUUGGCUCCUGCCUGGUUCCCUUUGCCUACCUCACAGUGUUGGAACUGUCCAAGUCGCUGCCAGCAGCCUUCCUCACAGCUUGCAUCCUUAUUUUUGAUACGGGCUGUAUUACGUUGUCCCAGUAUAUUCUGCUUGACCCCAUUCUGAUGUUCUUCCUGAUGGGAGCUGUUCUGAGUAUGGUGAAGUGUAAUGCCUGUGCAGAUAGGCCAUUUUCUGCCUCCUGGUGGUUCUGGCUGAGCCUGACUGGGGUGAACCUUGCUGGAGCAAUGGGGGUAAAGUUUGUUGGCCUUUUUGUAGUCCUCUUGGUUGGUCUGAAUACAAUCUAUGAUCUGUGGGACUUGCUGGGGAACCUCAGCCUGUCACUGGUCAUGUUUGGGAAGCAUUUACUGGCUCGUGUACUCUGCCUCAUCCUGCUCCCGCUUGCCCUCUACACGGCCAUGUUUGCUGUUCAUUUUACAGUGUUAAAUAAAAGUGGUCCUGGGGAUGGUUUCUUCAGUUCUGCCUUUCAGUCCCAGCUGAUUGGGAACAAUCUUCAUAAUGUCUCCGUUCCAGAGCAUUUGGCAUACGGAUCUGUGAUCACAAUGAAGAACCUUCGGAUGGCAGGGGGAUACCUUCACUCUCACUGGCACCUCUACCCAGAGGGCGUAGGGGCUCGCCAGCAGCAGGUCACUGCCUACUUACAUAAAGAUUUGAAUAACCUGUGGAUUAUAAAGAAACAUGAUUCAGAUACAGAUCUGUCAGACCCCUCCAGCCCUGUGGAGUUCGUGAGGCAUGGAGAUAUUAUUCGCCUGGAACAUAAAGAAACUUCUAGAAAUCUUCACAGUCACCAGCACGAGGCUCCCCUGACAAGGAAGCAUUUUCAGGUCACUGGCUAUGGAAUAAAUGGAACAGGAGACUCCAAUGAUUUCUGGCGGAUUGAAGUGGUGGGCAGAAAGCCUGGGAAGCUUAUCAAAGUCCUGCGGAGUCAGGUCCGGCUAACCCAUGUGGCCACAGGUUGCAUACUGGGCUCUUCUGGAAAGACUCUGCCGAAAUGGGGUUGGGAACAAGUGGAAGUCACCUGCACACCAUACCUGAAGGACAGUCCCAAUUCCCUCUGGAACUUUGAAGAUCAUAUAAACCCCAAGUUGCCCAAUAUCAGCCUGGAUGUUUUGAAGCCUUCUUUUGCAGAAAUUCUGCUAGAAUCCCACAUGGUUAUGAUCCGGGGGAACAGUGGCCUGAAACCAAAGGACAAUGAAGUUACAUCCAAACCCUGGCACUGGCCUAUCAACUACCAGGGUCUGCGUUUUUCUGGUGUCAACGAGACAGAUUAUCGGGUUUAUUUGCUGGGAAACCCCGUGGUUUGGUGGCUAAAUCUGUUCACUAUUGGGUUAUAUCUUCUGACAGCAAUUUCCACUGCAGUGGCACUGAAGAGAGGUGUCCAACUGUCAUCUGAACUCAAAGAACUGUCCCGUGUUGUGCUUCGUGGUGGAGGGCAGAUUGCUCUGGGUUGGCUCCUUCAUUACCUCCCCUUCUUUAUGAUGGGCCGAGUUCUCUACUUUCACCACUACUUUCCUGCCAUGCUUUUUUCCAGCAUGCUGACAGGAAUCACCUGGGACAUACUACUGAAGUUCUUUGCUGGGUUCUUGUCCCCCAGCACUGCAGCUAGAAGAAUAUAUGGAGGUGGGAUCCUGGCACUGGUUCUGCUCAUCAUGUACAGCUUCUACCUCUUUCAUCCCCUGUCCUACGGGAUGAUAGGACCCAUGGCCUCCGACCCCAGCAGCCCCAUGGCAGGGCUCCGGUGGAUGGACUCCUGGGAGUUCUAGAACCAGCAAAGGGAGUCUGGGAACAGAGAAUAAGAAGCGUGAGGACUGCUGCAUGUCGAACUGAUUCUGGCACUUUGGAGAUGUGACUGUAAAAUGCCCUCUCUCUGGCAUACUCUGGGUCUAGUAGCCCUGUUAUUUUAGCAUUUGUUUGCACUGCCUGCAUUGGAGGAUGCAAAAGCUGACCUUGAGAGGUUCUUUUAGAAAGACUCGUGUCAUGAAUCCUUAAGUUAUAUUCCUGGGCAGUGAGCUUCUUAACUCUCAGUUCUUCUGAGCAGUGUACCAGAACUCUUGACAGGCAAACAGCAGUGGCAUUCCAGCAGUCAGAGCAGGACAAGUUGGAGUGUGUGCAGUUGCAUGUUCACGUGUGUAUGUCUGUCUUCCUACUUGCAGUGUAAGUACCACUGCAGUUUGAGAGCCAGAUAAUGUCCAUGGCGUUGGGAUUUACCAUAUUUAAUGACCUUUCUUUACGACAAGGUUUUUCUUCCUAAAGCUUCAAAUAAGCAUGUGGGGAUCUCCACACUGCUCAGCCCUGGCUGUCGGAAUUUUUUAUUAUGACCCUGAUUUUUUAUAAUGUGACUGAAAGGGGUCUGCUUGAAAUCUCCUGAGCCACUGUGCCUUGUCUGUCUCCCAGGCCCUCUGCUGACAGAGGAGAUGGAGAUUGUUUAUCCUUUUCUACUGCCUUGCUUUCUGGUCACCUUUAAUCAUUUAUAGCAAUCACCUAGCGGGCCUGCACUCAGAGCCAGACUGUUCCAGCUCAGCACUUUGUAGCUGCUAUGAAGUUCUUACUGAAACUGCUAAGGAAAUUACAGUAGAAACAGCAGGUGAUUUAUUUUCUGCCCCAGUACACUGUGAAGAUGGGCCUUUUGGGUGUGUGGUUGUGACUGAAAUGAUAGCUUGAAAAAUGUAGACAGCUGUCAUUUGUCUUCUGAACCAAGCUAUUCCAGUGCCAGUACCUAUGGCAUUUAGGAAAAAAGCUUCAUCUUAAUGAAUGUGUCAGCCACGAAACUGGCCAUUGGUAUCUGCACUCAAUAUUCCAAUACUGAGCAAGUUCCCUCUCAUAGAUGGCUGUCCAGCAUCAUUUAUCACACAGCUAAUUAAUUACUGCAUUGAAGGAAAUGUGAGGCCAGGCAGAAAUUCUUUAAGUGUCAACAGCUCUUGAAUGUUGAAUCCACCCCUUCCAAGAAAGUGGAAUAUGAGGUGCCUUUCUCCUCUAUUAGGUCUACUUUUGUCAAUUACUCCUUUUAGUCCAUCUAUGCUUUGCCCAAUUUCAAUUUCUUGUCACAGUUCAUGGUCGCUACUUGGAUGCCAGCUGUGUUCCUGUCUCAAGAACUAAUAUUUGCAAAACUCUUUUGUGUUUGUUUCAAUGAACUCAUGCCUAUCAUUUCAGAUUUCUUGCUCUGCUUUUCAGCCAUGCAUCAAAAUUGUGGGUACUGGAAGAGCAGCGUAUGUGUGUCUGUGUUUAAA
Oxyura jamaicensis (ruddy duck) is the source of this 3666-nucleotide messenger RNA. It is a transcript of the gene POMT2, whose product is annotated as protein O-mannosyltransferase 2. The annotation marks the transcript as partial. Gene Ontology annotation, biological process: protein O-linked glycosylation. Gene Ontology annotation, cellular component: membrane. Gene Ontology annotation, molecular function: mannosyltransferase activity. The transcript is spliced from 21 exons. The record is from RefSeq and is a predicted model, not a curated record. NCBI's taxonomy places the organism in Eukaryota, Metazoa, Chordata, Aves, Anseriformes, Anatidae.